Molecule: messenger RNA, 2869 nt
Organism: Coffea arabica (coffee)
Lineage: Eukaryota; Viridiplantae; Streptophyta; Magnoliopsida; Gentianales; Rubiaceae
Source: RefSeq, a predicted model, not a curated record
ACGAGUCACAAAUGAAGAAGAGACCUAUCAGUCUCCUCUCUCCGCUCCUCAUGAAUUUUUGUAGCUGAACUCCGACGGGAAGACCAUCAAGAAGAUGAAGAAAAGGCCUUUCUCAGUCGUCUGUGAUGCUCAUCUCCGCCACAAAUCAGAGGCAGGAGGUACUGCUACUCUUUCAUUUCUUUCUCCGAGAAACUCCACCCUUAUUCAAAACCCACAAUCAGCUUCUAGUUCUGCUGCUUCUCAUGCCUAUAGUACUGGUAGUACAAUUAGUAAUCAUCACCUUAAAUCUGACAGUAUUGUUCAUUAUGGGUCUCGGGGAUUGAGGAGUAAUAUCGAUAGUAUCAGCAAUCUUGGUGAAGCUCUGGGCUUUUACAAGCAGAUGGUCCGGAUGAGACCUGUGCCUAGCGUUGUUCAUUUCACUCAAUUGCUGGGUCGUAUUGUUAAGAUGAAGCAAUAUUUGGUGGUUCUUUCUCUUUACAGAGAUAUGGCUGAGUUAGGAUGCAUUCCGCUUAAUGAAUACACGCUUAAUAUUGUGAUUAACUGUUACUGCUUCUUGGGUAAAGUGAAUUUUGGGUUUUCUAUAUUUGGUAGCUUCUUCAAGCGAGGUAUUUUGCCCGAUACGGCCACCUUUAAUACUCUGCUCAAAGGACUCUUUUGGGAACACAAAAUUCAUGAGGCACAAGGAUUGUUCAAGAAAAUAAUAUAUGAAAAGCUAUGCAUGCCUAAUGAAAUUAUGUAUGGGACCGUCAUAGACGGGCUUUCUAAGGCUGGGAACACUAGCAUGGCCAUUCAAGUCCUUAGAUUCAUGGAAAAAGGAGGAAGGUGCGGGCCUGAUACAGCUGCUUACAACACUAUUAUCGACGGGUUGUGCAAGGAUAAAAUGAUGGAUCAAGCUCUCUCCCUUCUGCAUGAGAUGAUUGAGAAAGGAAUUGCCCCGGAUGUCAUCACUUACAAUUGUUUGGUCCGGGGUCUGUGCAAUUUAAGUAAAUGGAAGGACGUUGAAAAGCUCUUGACUGAGAUGAAGGCUUAUAGUAUUGCUCCUGAUGUUAUUACUUUUAAUAUUCUUAUUGAUGCACUGUGUAAGGAAGGACAGUUAGAAGGUGCAGAGGAGGUACUGAAAUUCAUGAUUGAGCAAAAUCGGAAGCCUGAUAGUGUUACAUAUAAUGCAUUGAUGGAUGGGUACUGUUUACAGGGCCGAAUGGACGAAGCAAAGAUAGUUUUUGAUAAAAUGGCUGCUGACGGCCUUAGUCCUGAUGUUCAAAGCCAUAAUAUAUUGAUCCACGGCUAUAUGAAGAAAAUGAAAGUGGAAGCAGCCAUGAGUCUCUUCCGAGAGAUCCGACAUAAAGGGUUAACACCGAAUGUUGUUACCUAUACCACUGUCCUGCAGGGUUUAUUUAGUGCCGGGAGGUAUCUUACAGCAAUUGAAGUUUUCAACGAGAUGGAAGCUGCUGGCUUAAAACCUGAUUUUCACACUUACUGUGUGUUGUUGAAUGGUUUAUGCAAGAAUUCACAUGCUGAGGAAGCACUUCAAUUUUUGCACAAGAUGGAAGUUGAUGGAGUAGAUUGUCAGAUACCCAUGUACAACACCGUCCUUGAUGGAUUAUGCAAAUGUGGGAAGCUUGACAGUGCCCGACAUCUUUUCUAUAGUCUCUUCUCUAAAGGAUUGGAUCCUAAUGUUAUAACGUAUAGCACGAUGAUAAAUAGCCUCUUUUCAGAAGGAUUACUACAGGAAGCCAAAGAGUUUAUUAAGAAAAUGGAAGAAAAUGGUUGCACUCCUGAUCGAAUUACAUUUAAUAUUAUUGUUCAAGGACUUCUUAAGGCUGGCGAAUUUAAUGAUGCAGUGGUAUGUUUUGAUGAAAUGGAUAGGAAAGGAUUCUUGCUGCAUUUGUCUACUUUUUCAUUUUUACUAGAUUCAUACAGAGAUAGUGGAAACGAUCCCUCUCUUUUUAAGGUGAUAGAGAAGUUUGCACCAAAGAUGUGUAAUGGAAGUCUAAAUAUUGGAAAAGGGGGAUCUUAUACUUAAUUGGCUUCAUUUGGGGCCUCUGGAUAUUCCGCUGCUUUUUUUGGCUCCUAGCAUUUAAUCAUCCAAAGGUAUAUGAUGGAGAUUCGCAGUUGAUAUUGUUAGUAGCAUAUAUCCUUUUGGUCUCAAAAAGUUUAUCAACAGUCCUUGGAGGAGCAGUCUUUGAGCAUAUUCUAGAGAUUUGAAGAUUAAAUACUUGCAUGGUGGUAAGCGACAAUGUGUUAGAAGCUCUCUCAUGACUACAGACGCCUGCCUGUUUUCAAUGCAUUUCAUGUAUUGCUACGUGUGGAUGCAGAUGGAAGGGUGCAAUUUUUGUAACCUUAGUGAGUGGUGAAUUAAUUAAUUAAAGUUGGCGCUGAAGUAUGCUAUCAUCACAGAUCUGGAUUGGCCAUGAAAUUUGACCCCCAAAAAAAAAAAUGCAGAAGUGUGGUCUGAGCAUCUAAACUUUCAAAGCAUUCUUCUGUGCCUGUGUCUUUCUGCAACCACUCAUUUCUUGGUGUCUGUUUCUUUUAGGUUUUCUUCAUGUGUUCUGAGUGUAAGUUUGACAGCCUGAUGCUAGUCGAGUUCUGUUUACAUUUGGUAAGAAAUGGAAUGACUUUGUAGCCUAUGAAAAAAGAAGAUGGAACCUGAUGAAUGCUAUUUCAUUACAGGGAUACAUUAAUUCAAGAAUGGGACAAACAGAAAUGUCAGAACAGGCACGUCAUAGGAUGAAAGCACAUAGGAUUAGAGCAAAGCAAAAGCUAGUUGAACACACUUGAUAUUUAUGAAAUGCUACUGAAUCUGUGAUGUAGUAGCAUUUUUCUUUUCCUUCUCUUUGUACACCUAAUUUACACUAAAUUUAUUAUAUGA